UAUGGCUUUACAAAAAUUAAUUUUUGUAUUAAUUGCUUCUUUAAUUUUAAUUAAUUUGUCUGCUGAUGCUCAAAAUACUUUUAAUUUAACGAUUUAUGAUUGUAAAUGCGCACAAAAUCUGUGCACAAAACCGUGCCAAUCCGGCAAGCAAGCCUGUGAGAAUUGUAAGACCAUUGAUGUUCCUAAUCAGUGUACUAAGCAGUGUAAAAUUAAUUGA
Messenger RNA from Meloidogyne enterolobii, 217 nucleotides. The record is from the annotation of a GenBank genome assembly. Lineage: Eukaryota; Metazoa; Nematoda; Chromadorea; Rhabditida; Meloidogynidae.